AUGCCCCCAAUUUCAUUGUCCACGACUUCCUCGGCAGCUCAGUGUAUCUUCAUUUAUGCUGGAACAUAUGCAGAACAAGUCUACAUUCCGGCUCGAGCUGCACAACUUACGAUAUACGGAGAAACAACUGAUACAACUUCAUAUACAUCGAACACUGUGACUAUUACCCAGGGGAAGAGUCAGGACGACUCGGCCAAUAAUGACGCCACAGCUACAAUCCGUGCCUUUGCGGUUGGGUUGAAGAUCUAUAAUAUCAACAUUGCCAACAAAGAGGGAUCGCAGGCUGUUGCAUUGAGCUCCCAGGGCGACCAGCAAGGUUUCUAUGGGGUAAAGUUGACAGGCUACCAAGAUACCGUUCUUGCAAAUGAAGGGUUUGCGGUCUACGCCAAAAGUUACAUAGACGGUGCAACCGACUUUAUCUUCGGUCAACGACAAAGGGCUUGGUUUGACGGUGUCGAUAUUCGUGUUAAAGCCAAUGUUGG
Morchella sextelata is the source of this 482-nucleotide messenger RNA. RefSeq lists its product as uncharacterized. Gene Ontology annotation, molecular function: pectinesterase activity. Gene Ontology annotation, biological process: cell wall modification. The transcript is spliced from 5 exons. Lineage: Eukaryota; Fungi; Ascomycota; Pezizomycetes; Pezizales; Morchellaceae. The annotation marks the transcript as partial. The record is from RefSeq and is a predicted model, not a curated record.